Messenger RNA from Juglans microcarpa x Juglans regia, 1399 nucleotides. RefSeq names its product G-protein coupled receptor 1. Gene Ontology annotation, molecular function: G protein-coupled receptor activity. The transcript has 9 exons. NCBI's taxonomy places the organism in Eukaryota, Viridiplantae, Streptophyta, Magnoliopsida, Fagales, Juglandaceae. Gene Ontology annotation, cellular component: plasma membrane. The record is from RefSeq and is a predicted model, not a curated record. Bases 82 to 1023 code for a protein of 313 amino acids. Gene Ontology annotation, biological process: adenylate cyclase-activating G protein-coupled receptor signaling pathway; cell surface receptor signaling pathway.
UGAGUUUUUAUACGAAACCAACGGGAAAAAUAUAAUUUCAGUUUUCGAAUUCGGCUGAAGAGUGGCCGUCAGAGAAGAGAAAUGGCCGGGACUCUGACGGCACACGAUCGCCGUGUAUUAAUGGCAGUCAAUGCCGGAGCAUCUAGCCUUUCGUUCGUUGGGUCGGGUUUCAUAGUGCUCUGCUAUGUCCUCUUUAAGGAGCUUCGCAAGUUCUCCUUCAAGCUCGUCUUCUACCUCGCCCUUUCCGACAUGCUUUGCAGUUUUUUCACCAUGGUUGGAGAUCCAUCCAAAGGAUUCUUUUGUUAUGCUCAGGGCUAUAGCGCACAUUUCUUUUGUGUGGCAUCUUUCCUAUGGACUACAACAAUAGCUUUUACACUUCACCGUACUGUUGUGAGACACAAAACAGAUGUUGAAGAUUUGGAGGCCAUGUUUCACUUGUACGUUUGGGGAACUUCACUAGUUAUGACUGUUGUACGCUCUUUUGGUAACGACCAUGGACAUUUAGGUGCAUCAUGUUGGACACAAACGGGUCGUACAGGAAAGGCAGUUCACUUUAUUACAUUUUAUAUGCCUCUCUGGGGUGCAAUUCUUUACAAUGGUUUUACGUACUUUCAAGUGAUACGAAUGCUAAACAAUGCAACCCGGAUGGCGGUAGGCAUGUCAGACCGGUCAUACCAGUUGGAUGCGAGAGUAGACAUGAAGGCUGUGAACAGGUGGGGAUACUAUCCACUCAUUUUAAUAGGAUCAUGGGCUUUUGGUACGAUCAACCGCAUUCAUGACUUUGUUGAGCCUGGCCACAAAAUCUUUUGGCUCUCAGUUCUUGAUGUAGGGACAGCUUCACUUAUGGGCCUAUUCAACUCAAUAGCUUAUGGUCUGAACUCUUCAGUACGGCGUGCAAUCUAUGAGAGGUUGGAACUGUUCUGGCCAGAGAAGCUUCGAAGAUGGUUUCCAAACAAUUCGAGGCACAGAAACCAACAGCAAGACAGCGAACUAGUAUCACUGAAAAUUCAAGAUCAGCAAUAGCAACAUGUACAUUUUGUUCACCUCUAACAGCAAGAGUUUCAAAGCUUUUCAUUAAAUUUGAAAGAGAGCCAGCUAAAAUGGAGGGACAGAAAGGAACGCUGCUCCCAGCAUUCCAUCCUGGAUUAACUUGCAACUAUGACAAUUUGAUUUCUGUCAUCUGCUACACCUUGCUUGCCCCAGGUGUGAUUAGAUAAAGGUGGAUGUCCAUGGUAGCAAUCGCAGGAUCUCCAGUUCACUACUCUUAUAAUAUAUGCCUUAGGUGCUCACUCUAGUGUUUCUCAUACUGUUUUGCUGAUCGGGAGUCCUAUGUUUGUCAUCGCCUUUGUAAGAACUCUUUAAGCGCUUGUGUAAAUGAUUUUUGUCUUUGGUGACCUUA